Molecule: messenger RNA, 3303 nt
Organism: Lytechinus variegatus (green sea urchin)
Lineage: Eukaryota; Metazoa; Echinodermata; Echinoidea; Temnopleuroida; Toxopneustidae
Gene: pus10
Product: tRNA pseudouridine synthase Pus10-like
Exons: 18
Coding region: 89-1624 (511 amino acids)
Biological process (GO): tRNA pseudouridine synthesis
Molecular function (GO): RNA binding; pseudouridine synthase activity
Source: RefSeq, a predicted model, not a curated record
UAUCGGAGCUAGCUGAAACUAAGUAAUUGAAAGGAUUUUAUUUAUUUGAGAAGGAGGCCUCAAAUUGGUCCUCACAGUCUUUGCUGCAAUGGAUGAUGAAUCAAAAACUGUGUUGAUGCUACGCAGCCUCCGCUGUUGUCAGAGGUGUGUCCUUCGAUACCUUGGAAGGAAGAAUAUCCAUGUCUACGCUAAUCCUUUAGAGUCUUGUCCAUCUUUGUGGAAAUUGGAAGACGGAGAGGGGGGCCCAAAGCAGGCCAGUACAGACUCUGAAGUUGUCCAUAAUCCUGAUCAAGCUGAACAGUCUGAGUUAAAAAGUGAAGGGAGCAAAGAUGGUGAGAUCUGCCCAGCUUGUCUUGGUAUACUACAAUCUUUGUGUGAUGAACGGACUGUAGACAAGAUUUGCUGUGAUGUGGAGGCUUUAAACUAUGAUUUCAAGACUUAUAUGUUGACUCUCACACUUCCUCUCCAGCUGGACAUUAGACAGCAUUGUUUGCUAACUCAUCUCAAUGAAAUCUGCAAAUUGUCUUUGAAGUCCACCGACAUCACACCUAUCAAGGAUGUCUUCAAGUGGGUUUGUGGUCGUCUUUUCAGCUACCGGUUCAAGGUCAAGUUUUCUCCAAAGAGCUCAUUUGAGGUUGGCUUGAGUUUUGAACACCAUGAAACACAAGGAGAAGUAGACACAUUAUAUGAUGAGAUAACAGAUAAAGAACCAGCUCACAAAAGACAAAAGUUUUGGAAGAAUUCUCAUAAGAAGAAAGAAGGGCCUACUAAACAACUAAUUGGAAGUGCACUUAGAGGGCUGACUAGUAGGCAUCUCAAGAGAUUGCUUCCUCAUCCACCAGUCAUCCCUCAGAGUGGAUCCUCAUACUCCAUUGAAUGUCUUCAUGAAUCAGUCUUCCUAGCUGGUCGUUACACCAAACAUUCUCGUCACCUAUCACAAACCCCAUGGAUUCUAGAGGGUGAAAGGAAGACAGAAUCUUCUGUAGAGGAGCAUAUAUGUAAACCAAUUCAAGAAGCAUUAAGAGCAGCAGAUUAUCGGUUUGCUUCAUCUGGUAGAGAGGAUGUUGAUGUAAGGACAUUAGGCAGAGGGAGGCCAUUUGUGGUAGAGGUUGUCAACCCACGUAAGAAUAUUGUCUGUGUAGAAGAAUGCAAAGGACUCCAGGAGGAGAUUAAUAAAAGGACAUCAGAUGUUGGUGUGAGGGAUCUUCAGAUUGUCGGCAAAGAUGCAACAAUGAAAUUAAAAGAGGGAGAGACUGAAAAGAAGAAGUCAUACAUGGCCUUAGUAAGGGUAGCAUCACCAGUAUGCCAAGAAGAUCUGGACAAAUUAAAUACUGAUCAGGAAAUAGUUUUGAAGCAGAAAACACCAAUCAGAGUUCUUCACAGGCGCCCCCUUGCCACUAGGGAACGUUCUGUUCAUUCCAUGACAACAGAGAGAGUAGAUGACCUCAACUUUAAACUCUUUUUAUGUACACAGGCAGGAACAUACAUUAAGGAGUUUGUACAUGGUGACCUUGGUAGAACCCAACCUAAUGUAGGAACAAUUCUCAAUACAGAUGCUGAUAUCACAGAGCUGGAUGUCACAGCUGUGCAUGUAGAUUGGCCACCUGAAUUAGAUGACUCAUAGAGGACUCAAACAGACAUCAACAAUUGAGGUCAGACACAGAAGAUGCUAUUAUGUACAAGCUUUAAUGUAGAAAAUGAUACAUUAUCAGAGCUACAACUAUGUUACAGAAAUAUACUGAGAUUCAAACAAUUAGGUAAAAUUUUUUUUUUUCAAUUCUGUUGUAUUCCACUUUGAUUAAUAUUUUUGUAAAUUGUCCAUUAAGUUGACAAGCAGAUAGCAGAUAUUCUAAAAGAAAUUUGAAUAUUAACUUUCUUUUAAAAUCUAUUAAAAUGAUUGCUUUACAUUUUAUAAUUUGGCAAUCUUGGUUUGGCCAAGUUCUCCAAUGCUUGCUCAUACAGUACUGAGUUUUGACUACCGGUAGCAAUUAAUUUAUACUUUAUUAGGUUUUCCUACAAAAGGCAAGGCAAGCUAGAAUAAUAAAGAAAAUGAACAAACUAAUAUUAAAAGCAUAGAUUGGAUCAUGCUAUUCACAAACCUUGGUUAUUUUUUUUUUACAUAAUACAUUACAUACUUUGUCUAUAGGUAUUAAUUUGAGUUUAUAAUGUAUUGACGUCCAUGAAACUUUAAAACUAUGUGAUUUGAAUUCUUAUAUUUCAUGUGAUAGCAAUUUCAGAGGAGCUGAAGUAAGCUUAGAACACUCAUGAAUUUAGGAAUGGAAACUUUAAGAAAAAAACCACAAUUUAUCAUCAAUGUGGACUCAUGGUACAAUACCUUAUCAUAUAAAUACAGUAAAAUUUCUAAUAUUACUAACCUUACUUUCCAGUGUUUGAAUUUGUCUUGUUCUAAUUUUAUAUCUCAUUUAUUGUAUGCUCCAAUAAUUUUUACCAACACCACCAAGUGUCACAUUCAAAUACUUAUAAAUAUGCAUCCAUGUUUUAUUCAAGUAUAUUACACGACUUUGAAUUUUCAUCAAUUAGCAAGUCUUACAACUUUGGGAAAUAUUUUAUAUGUGAUGCAAAAGCUAUUGUAUAAGUUUUUUUUCGAAUGUAUGCCGUUUUACUUUAUUUCCCUUUAGAUAUCUUGCUUACAAAUUUGAUUUCUAUGGCCCAUAUUCCAAAGUCCAGUUUGUCUUAUUACAUGGUCUAAUUCUUCAAAAAAUUAUUGGAAGCCAAACAUGCCUAAAUGUUGUUUACUUAGUUUGUCAUGUUCUAUGACUUUAUUUCCCCAUGCCUCAAUGGUGAAGAAAACUUUGAUUGUUAUUAUACACAGACAGUUAUGAAUGAAUUGAGUAGUAAAUGUGCUGACAAAUGGAACCUACAAUUUUUUGAAAUUGGCUUUCCAUAGCUUCGAUAGCUUUCCAUAGUAAAACCACAACUUUAGACCAAGGUUUAGAUUAAGCAAGAGUUCAGAAUAUGGGCCAAUGUGUCUCUGGGCAACCUAGCACAGCAAACGAUGAUCUUCGUCUCCAAGCAAGAUCCUACAAGAUAAAAAAAAAAUCAAAAGAAGAAAUUGUCAAAAAAAAUAAAUUGGGAAACAAAUCUGAAGAAAAACAAUAAAAGGGUACUAACUCAAGUUGCAAGAAAGGUAAAAGUAGUCAUUAUCAUGUUUCUUUUCACCAUAUUUAGAAAAAAAUAUGAAAAUUAAGGACAACUUCAAAGGACUGCUCUUCAGAUGAUUUGACAUUAAAAAUAUGGAAAUCGGCUGAAAUAUUCAAGGUGAAUCCAUGCAUUUUGUUUGCA